AUGUAUCACUUCAGCAAAGGCCCAUCAUGUUUUGGAUGCCUAUCAGCUCUUCGAUACUGUCAAAGUGUCAGUCCGCAUUGCGGCAUGGACUGGCAUGUAUUCAUAAUGUUUAGCGAUCACGAUGAUACAGCAAACCGGUCUUGUUUUAUCUUACUCGCCGCUCAAGAGCUGUUACGAUUGCGCGUCAUCAGCCCAUUCGCGGGCACCUCAUCUUCCCUUAUCAACGUCUGUACGAAAAAGCACUUUACUGAUCAGAAUAUCCCGGUUCGGUCCGACACACAUCGAAACCACACCAAAAUUGUUGUUUUUGUCUUUUUUUUCUUUGUAGCAUUUACACACAAGAUACCCCUCCUGGCAAACCGUUUUCGCACGGUGGAUCCAGACGUCGAUUCCACGAACAUGCGUUCUGCAGUGGUUUGCAACAGGUUUAUUUACCAUGGAGGCCAGGGAAAAUGGAGGAAGGGGUCAUCUUUGUUGUUUGCUGGUCCGAGGGGAGGAAGCAUAAGAUGGGAGGAGAAACCUUUACUUGCGACGGACUGCGACUCACGACUUAAUUGUCAGAUGAGUUUUGUUCAAGUUCCUGCCAGGAUCAGAUGGAAGAAAUAUGGGAUGGGACAGAAGAAGAACGGCUUUAGAGAGCCCUGGGAUCUUGGUGAACAAGAUAUCCCUGUGGCAAAAAGUCAUCCUCGUCUGCUCCCCUUCCCUGGACAUCAUGGGAAACUCCUGUACUGCUUUUGUGUGGGUGAUUGCCAUCACUCCCCUCUGACAACAUACAGCAAUUAG
Messenger RNA from Podospora pseudopauciseta, 783 nucleotides. RefSeq lists its product as uncharacterized. The record is from RefSeq and is a predicted model, not a curated record. The transcript has a single exon. Bases 1 to 783 code for a protein of 260 amino acids. NCBI's taxonomy places the organism in Eukaryota, Fungi, Ascomycota, Sordariomycetes, Sordariales, Podosporaceae.